UGAGAAUAAAGCUUAAUGCCAAAGGGUAAUUCGCCACAAUUAUGCGGAAGUACACCUAGAGUGCAUUGAAUGAUAAGUUUACCUUUUCAGCAGCGAUGGUGAUUUGUACCGCGCACUUCUUUCAUCAAUGGGAUCAUCGACAUCCCGCGUUCUCCAUCAAUUUGACAAACCAGACUACCCUCUACCUCGCUGUUACGACCUCACGGUUGGUAACCGGCGACUAUGGCGAUUACCACAUUUCGGUCUCACUGAAUGACGAAGCGUGAUACUACACUUAUCGCCUCCAAAUUGCUUCCCUCUGUCAUCCCUCACAGAUUGAUUGGCACUCGUGAAAGCCAGAUACCUGAGGAGCAAGCCAGGUUUCGUCAAGGUCCGGGAUGCAUCGACCACAUAUUCACUUUGCGUCAGCUGUUUGAGCACCAUCACAUAUAUUGGCACUUCACCGUUGUCGUUAUUUUCGGCAUCAAAGGUGCCUUCGAUUCGGUGAAUCGAUAUGCUCUUUGGGACUAUCUGCUAAGGAAACGUGUGCCCGAGAAUUAUAUGAAUAUUAUGCGAGAUCUUUACGCUGUUAGCUCGAGCAGAGUGAGCGCUUACGGCAAGCUGUCGCCCCCUUCGAUAUCUCCAGCGGUGUAAGACAAGGAAGUCAGCUGUCGCCUUUCCUCUGCAACCACUAUUUAUGAUCUCAUGGAGAUCGACUUCACAGGACUCGACUUAGAAUGUGUGCAACUGCUCGUACAUGAACGACUUCUUGACUUGGAGUAUGCUGAUGAUAUUGCCCCUAUGUAUGACAACUCACGAACGUGCCAAACAGAACUAGACAGAUUAGCACUCGCUGUCAGCCGUUUCGGGCUAUACUUUGCCCCUUCGAAGUGCAAAGUUUUCCUCCGAGAUUGACACGGACUGCCUCCUGCGCUGACCCUUGGUGGAGAUCAGCUAAAACUCUUUCAAAGAUUCACCUACUUCGGCAGUUUUAUCAGUGUUGUUGGAAUUGAAGAAGAGAUCAGAAACCGUAUAGCAAAAAGCCCGAGAUGCUUUCGCUGACUCCCGCGAAGCGCGUUCUUCGCGCUUUGGGUCUGUGGCUGGAAGAAGAGGAGAGAUGGCCAAUCUAUGACUUAGUCAAGAAGUAUGGAGGCCCUUAGUUCGAAGUUGGCUUUGGUUGUAGCCUGUCCGGUCCGUGAUUGGGGUCCGAAAGAUGCUGAACAAAUCUGGCUGGAUAGACUUGUUGAUAUGGCUAGGAGCCGA
Messenger RNA from Dicrocoelium dendriticum, 1242 nucleotides. NCBI's taxonomy places the organism in Eukaryota, Metazoa, Platyhelminthes, Trematoda, Plagiorchiida, Dicrocoeliidae. The record is from the annotation of a GenBank genome assembly.